Messenger RNA from Pyrus x bretschneideri (Chinese white pear), 600 nucleotides. RefSeq lists its product as uncharacterized. The coding region runs from base 179 to 463 and encodes 94 amino acids. Lineage: Eukaryota; Viridiplantae; Streptophyta; Magnoliopsida; Rosales; Rosaceae. The transcript has 3 exons. The record is from RefSeq and is a predicted model, not a curated record.
UUGAGAAUAAACCCGACCCGGAACGAUUCGGCCCAUGAAACCAAGGACCCGAAUCGGGCUCAGGGGCACAAAAUCAAAGUUGAACUCUUUGAGGACUGUGAUGAAAGCUUCUUCGUCUUCCCGGCUCCGUGUCUGAUCAGGAUUGAAGUGGAUUGCUUGCAGCUGAAACCAGAGAGGAAUGGGAAGCCAAGAGACUGUGAAGCAGCUUGAGGAUUGCUCAGUUGCCAAUGCAAUGGGCACUUGGGUAUUCUCAGUGGCAGGGGCUCUACUAGCAAUUCCGGUGGGGAUAAAAAGGAAAUCUCUAGCUCCGCUUGUGUUCUUCGGCACAACAGGUACCAUGCUCGAUAUUAUUAUGGGGAUCACUCAAUGUGAAAGAGAACAUGCAGAACGCCAAGCGAAGCUAUUAGAAGCGCAAACUUGUGCAACUGAUGCUUCUUUUGCUGAGACUGGGGCAGAGUCAUAGUUUUAACUCGUAACCAUAUGGACAGUACACUCGUCUUUCGCUGCUGUCAGUUUUCUCUUCAAGUUGCUUUACUGUUUGUUUGAAUUCUGCCUUCCCUUUUUCAUGGGUUAAUAAUCACGCGAAAGUUGUUAAUGAUA